AAACAAAAUAACGUAAAGAAUGGAAGAAGUAUUCGUAAGCGAAGGCGACAACUCGACUCUAGAAUUAUUAAUCUCAAUGAUAUUAAUAGAAUUGCAGGAUGGGUAGAUUAUAGACAGAAGAAGGUAUUCGUAAGCGAAGGCGACAACUCGACUCUAGAAUUAUUAAUCUCAAUGAUAUUAAUAGAAUUGCAGGAUGGUCUUGUUAAUAGUCCAAUUGAAUCCAUCUACUGGAGUGACAAAAAAAGCCCGUAUUUUGGAAGUGAUUUAUGCAUGACAAGCUCUUCAACCUGGAAUAGUAUAAAACGAUCUUACGAACAUGAAAUUAUUUCAGAAGGGACUUUUUUUGCUGAAGAUUAUGAG
Molecule: messenger RNA, 360 nt
Organism: Racocetra persica
Lineage: Eukaryota; Fungi; Glomeromycota; Glomeromycetes; Diversisporales; Gigasporaceae
Source: the annotation of a GenBank genome assembly